Messenger RNA from Cajanus cajan (pigeon pea), 1597 nucleotides. RefSeq lists its product as uncharacterized. Lineage: Eukaryota; Viridiplantae; Streptophyta; Magnoliopsida; Fabales; Fabaceae. The record is from RefSeq and is a predicted model, not a curated record.
AAGUAAAGCAUGCAGUUAUAUUAAUCUGAAGAGCUUAAUAAAUCGAGGAAGAAGAAUGCAGAUGUAAAACUUUUGUUAGUUUUACCGUGCGAGCAUAUGGCAGUAAAAAAUUAACCAAUUGACUGUUCUGAUCUGGAAUGUCAAAACACAAAGUCCAAACUAGUUCAGAAGAAUAGCCUUUGUGCUCCCUAGGACUAUUGCUCUUUUUACGAUUCGCAUCCGUCUGCAUCUAAGCCUCCUGUCUAUUGUCUAAGGCAAAGGACUGUUUCCCGCCAAAAAGGACUUGUUCCUACCUCCCCAUAUAUUACCGUGCUUCUACAAAGGAAACGACAGAAAGAGAAAGAGAGAGAGAGAGAGAAUUCAGACUCCAAAGAGAUGAAGGGUACAUCCAAAGUGAUUAUGGGUGCAACCUUGGUAAUGGUGGUGACCCUUGCAGUUGUCCUAGUCCUUAUAUUUGUGCUGCUAGCUGAGCUCUACUGCUCCCUCUUACACCGCCGUCGCCACCUCCAAAACAGCAACUCUAACAACACUAUUCCCGCUACCACCACCACCCAACCCACCACAGCCAGAGCCAAUGCUUCUUCACCUUCUCACACAACCUCACACCCCCAACAACAAUCUCCUCCAUUCCGCAGCAUCUAUGCCCAAGGAGUCCUCCAAGCUCCCAGAAGCAUCCUUCUACCUGCAAUUUCUUGCAAAGAAGACAAAGCUGGGCCAAGGAAGCACUAUUCUGAGCUUCAUCAGGUUGUUCAAAUCCAAAUACAACCCCGAGAAUCAAACUCAAUCGCAAGCCCUUCUCCACCACCAUCCUUCGUAUCCAUAGCCCCCUCAAAACCAAAUCACCAACACCCACUUCCCAUGGGAAAAAAUCCCUGUCAUAAUGACAACAAACUUUGCAGUGGUGGGGAACACCUUAUGUACAUUUCCAACCCCAUAUAUGAAAACGAUGAGAGCCAAGGGAGUGGGGCAAACACCCCAUUUGAGACACCAGACACUUCACCUUCGCGUUUGGAAAAAGUUGGUUCUUCUGAGGAGGAUGAAGCAACCCCUUGUGUUACUCACUCACCUCCAUAUACCCCUCCUUUGACUCCAAUGAAGAAGCUCCCAGCAGAGGCAUGUUCUGUUUCUCUUAGAGGUGCAAGAUCCUUGGGCACUUCAUGCAGUGAUUCUCGCAGCAACAAUGGCCUCUCUUCAUCCUCCGGUUCCCCGUGUACUUCUCCAUCAUGGUAAUUGCAAUGAUUCUUCAAUGGGGUGGUUAGAUUGCACGCGUGAAAGCUUCUGUUUGGUAUUUUUUGUUACCAGGUUAGUUCUGUGAAUAAAGUAAGAACAAAAGUAGUAGCAGUUAUAACUUAGCAUGUGGGAAGAAGCUGUGAGUACUUUCUUUUUGCAGGCGUGGUUAUCAUAACGCGUCUGUUUGUUGUAAGUGGUAACACUCAUGGCGAUUGGCAACUCAACUUUAGUAUUUUUCUUAUAUCUUGGCUUUCCCGUAGCUAGUUAGAUAAGGGGCGCACGGUUGUUCUUAUUGGCAUUGUACACUCUGCUUGUUUUUAUUUAUUUAUUGAAAAUAGGAGCAUUUCCGAGUAGGAAGAUUUUAUAU